UGCACCAUCUUCAUCUUUCACAUCUUCCUUGAUCCUUCUCUUUCUCCCAAAAUCAAACCCAUGGACAUCCAAGCAGACCAAAUUAAGGACCAAAUCACCCCUACAAACCUCGAAAAUUUACAGCAGCAAUUGGAGGAUGCACAAAAUAGGAACAUCGAAUUCGCCUUGGUUAUUGAGGAGCUCUCAAUUGAGAGGGAUUGCCUUAAGAGACAGAUUUUCGCGGUUGAGGGGAAGGUUAGAGAACGGGAAGAAGAGUUGUUAAGGAGGAUUGAUGAUGGAGUGAGAGAGAAAGAGUUUUUAGAGGUAGAAAUUUAUGAGGGUGUGAGAGAAAGGGAGGAAUUAGUGAAGAAAAUUGAUGUGGGGGUUGUGGGGUUGAUCAAAGAAUGUUUGAUGAGGGUUAAUGAGGUGUUUGAUGAGUUGGAAUAUAUGUCGAAUUUCGAGGAAAACUUGAAGGGAUUGUUGAAUUUUGAGGAGAAAUUGAAAUUUGUGUUAGAAAUGGCAAAAAGAGCUGAAGACAAAAUGAAUGUUCAUUUAGAGAAUGUGAAGAAAGAGAAGAGGGAACUCGAACGCAGUGUGAUGAGUCUAACUGAAGAAAAUCGAGAUGUUAAUGCGUUGCUUCGCAUUGCAUUGGUUGAGAAGGAAGCAGUAGAGAAGAGUCUUAGUAAGUUGAGAGGUAACUAUGAACAAAGAAGAGUACCCUUGUUGCAGUUUGCUGAAAGGGGGUUGCAGAGAGUUGGAUUUGGUUUUAUGAUAGGAGGAUCUUCUAAUGAUCAAUAUGAAGAUCAAAAGAAACAUGCUGAUCAAACUUCAGAUCAUAUGACCUCGAAUUCCAGCGUUUUGUCUGAUGUUAGCAGUGAAUGUGAAGAAGAAGCAGCUGUUAGUUUGGCCUCAACUGUAGAGAAAAUGAUGAAGAACCUACGCCUCGAGAUCAUUCAACUAAAAGGAGAUUUGGAAGAUUCCAGGUCAGACACUGAGCGGUUGCUGAGUCUGACUGAGAAACAAGCUCAGCAAAUCUCUGAACAAACAGUUUAUGUCAAAGAGUUGGAAGAUCGCGAGAAAAUUCUGACACAAAAUGUUGAGGAACUAGUCGAUGAAAUAAAAGCAACCGAAGAGGAGGUUGAGAGAUGGAAAGAAGCCUGUGAAUUAGAAGUAGAAGCUGGUAAACAUGUUGCUCAGGAGCAUAACAAACUGGUUUCUAUUUUGAAACAAGAGUUGGAGAAGACAAGAACUGCUUUGCAAGUUUCAAACAAGAAGCUGCAGUUGAAGGAAGAAGUAGCUGCAGCUGCAAUGGCAGCACAGUCAGCUGCAGAGAGGUCUCUUCAGCUGGCUGACAGUAGGGCUGUAGGACUUCGGGAGAGGAUUGAAGAACUGACCAGGCAAGUGGAAGAAAUUGAUAACAGUCAGAAAAAAAACAGACGUAGGAUGAGGCGGAUAUGCUGGCCCUGGCAAGCUCUUAAUCCUGCAAAUGCUGCUAGUAGUCGAGUACAGGAUUUAGAUAUUAGACACAUGCUACCAGAAAUGCAAGCCUUUAUUAAUUGAGAAAGGCUAAACAUCUAAUUCUUUCUAGAUGUGAGAUAUAGAAUAUGGAGGGUUCAAUGUCUAGUGCAUCUACAGAAAUGCCCCAAAGACGCGUGCUAUGUUACUUCACUGUUGGUUAUUCAGCAUCCUUGCAUCCAUGCUCAAUGCAAGUACGCAACCCAAAUCUCGGUAACACAAGAUAAAUCAUAAGAGAACAAGUUCUCCCUCUUCUAUUAUGUUCUUGCAUCUGUACU
Molecule: messenger RNA, 1772 nt
Organism: Beta vulgaris subsp. vulgaris (sugar beet)
Lineage: Eukaryota; Viridiplantae; Streptophyta; Magnoliopsida; Caryophyllales; Amaranthaceae
Exons: 7
Source: RefSeq, a predicted model, not a curated record